Trichoplusia ni (cabbage looper) is the source of this 1008-nucleotide messenger RNA. It is a transcript of the gene Trx2, whose product is annotated as thioredoxin-2. Lineage: Eukaryota; Metazoa; Arthropoda; Insecta; Lepidoptera; Noctuidae. Gene Ontology annotation, molecular function: protein-disulfide reductase activity. The transcript is spliced from 3 exons. The record is from RefSeq and is a predicted model, not a curated record. Bases 108 to 428 code for a protein of 106 amino acids.
UAGUAUUCAUUCGAACGCGGUGCGGUGUGGACGUGUGAAAAAUUUCAGCAGAAAUUGUUUUGUCUGUUAAACUGUGAUAUUAUUUCUAAGUUAUUUAAAACGCUAAAAUGUCGAUCCACAUCAAGGACUCCGAUGACCUGAAGACCAGGCUGGCCGAGGCCGGUGAGAAGCUGGUGGUGAUCGACUUCAUGGCGACCUGGUGCGGUCCCUGCAAGAUGAUCGGGCCCAAACUAGACGAGAUGGCGGCUGAGAUGGCUGACUCUAUCGUCGUUCUUAAGGUCGAUGUCGACGAAUGCGAGGACAUUGCGACCGAGUACAACAUCAACACGAUGCCCACCUUUGUGUUCGUCAAGAGCAGCAAGAAAAUCGAAGAGUUCUCAGGAGCCAACGUUGACAAGCUCAGGAACACCAUCAUCAAGCUGAAGUAGACCAGGAAACACAUUUUGUACGCUAGCCCCAACCCCGCGCGGAAAACCUCACAGUACGCAUUUAGAAGGCAUUCCUACAAUGAAAUUAUAUUUAUGUAUCGAUUUAAAUCGGCAUGUUUAGUUGCUGGUUGACUAAAAUAUACCUGUGUACGUAAAAUAGUAGUCGAUAGACUAACGAAACAUACGUCGAUGCGUGCGGACGGCUUCCUGCCCCAAUAUUGUUAUGACAUAGAUCCCGUCCGUUUACUUUAGGCGCCAAAUCACCGGCAACUCUUUACUCUGUAAGGUUUUCCGUUGAGGGUCGUUCGAGCAGCUGAUUGAGCACACGACACUGCGUCAUAUAAUUUCUCAGCCAUCGGAAGGAUCACAAUUUUUGUUUUAAGUUUUUUUUUAAAGCAUAGACGUAUUUUUGUAAUGCAAUAGUGUAUUAGCACUAAUCUGUGUGCCUCUGUUAAUUAGCACGUUUCUGCGUUGGUUAUGCGUACAAAAUCGUAUUAUAUUUUCGUAUUUUUUGCCGUGUAAUUUUCAUUAUAUGUAUGUUACAGAGUAUAGUUACUUGAAUAAAAUAUUGUCUAAAACA